CUGAAUCCACCGCCGAGCAACGGAUUGCGGCGGCCAUCGAUUCCCUCGGCUUGUCCUGCCACCCCCGUCCCACGCACGUCCCGGUCCCGGUCCCGGUCCCGGGAUGUAGGAGGACGAGCGGCCGAAGGUACCCAGCCAUCGCCGCCGCCACGUCUCCCGGCGCGGCCGCCUAUCGCCUGCAAGGGCGGGCGCAGCCGCCGGCGCGGCCGUGUGGCUGCAGGCGUUCCUCGGGGAGCCCAGGAAGGGGCACGGCUGUUCCCCGCCUGCCCCCCCGCCGCCGGUCCCGCCCGGCUCUCCGUGCCUUUAGCGUGUGCCUGCCCGUCCCGCGGGGCCAUGGAGCGCGCGUUCACGCCGCUGGAAUGCCUCCUGCCCGCCGGGAACCUGAAGUUUUGCCUUCUGAUUCUGAACCAGCCUUUCAACAAAGGUCAUUUUCAUUGUCUCUGGAGCAGAGGCAAUGGCUGGAAACCCCUCCUGGCUCAGUUUGCUCAGCAGUUCUGCUGAUCUGCACCUUCUGCCAGGUUGACAGCGCAGCUGCCCUGAGAGCUUGUGCUGAUGGAGGUGCCAAUCAUCUCUACCACAUCACAGAAGGGAGCCAGGAAAGCUUCUUGCCUGAUUACAUCAGUGGUGAUUUUGAUUCCAUUCAGCCUGAAGUCAUGGAGUACUACAAGGCCAAGGGAUGUGAGUUAAUUGAGACCAUGGACCAGGACCUCACAGAUUUCACCAAGUGCCUUCAAAUACUCCAGAAAAAGAUAGAGAAGAAGGGCCUCCAGGUCGAUGUGAUUGUGACUUUGGGUGGACUGGGAGGACGCUUUGACCAAACAAUGGCAUCGGUGGAAACACUUUUUCAUGCAACAAAUAUCACUCCUUCUCCAGUGAUAGUUAUCCAGGAGUGCUCACUGAUUUACCUGCUUCAAUCCGGCAAGCACAAGCUGCGUGUGGACACAGGACUGGAGGGCUCCUGGUGUGGCCUCAUCCCCAUCGGGAACCCCUGCGAGAGUGUGACCACGACAGGCCUUAGGUGGAACCUCACUAACCAGGUGCUGAAGUUUGGAACACUCGUCAGUACUUCCAACACCUAUGACAACUCUGGGAUUGUGACCAUCGAGACAGACAAACCUUUGCUGUGGACAAUGGCUAUCAAGAGAUGAGAUCAGCUACAGCUGCCUUUUCUGAUCUGACACAACUCAAAUUACUAUAAAAUUUCACUGAAUUAAGACAGUAAAGCUGCUGCAAGAUACAAGCAGGCACUGGUUUUCUGUAUUUAAUGAAAAACAAGUCUGAAAUAAAACUCACUUGAGAUUGAAUCAAAAUUACUUGAAGUAAUAGAGUACUUCAUUCUGGUAACUCACACUACUUAAUCAGAAGAUGCAUGAGCAGCCACUCAGUACAACCACAAACUGAAAUGAAUGUAAAGAAACUGAUGCUGUUAUCUGGUUAGUUGAGGCUACUUUUACAAAGUAUUUUAUUCCGAUACAAAACUAUUUUCCCCCUCCUGCCAAAUGGAAAUACAGUACCCAGUUGCACAUAUAUAACUGUACUACAAGGUGAUAGCACUAAAAUUAGUUAAGCUCAUUUUGCCGUCCUGCUUUGUAACAUAUGUAGAUGCUGAUGAAGAUUUCUCAAGAAUAGUAAUUACAUUUUUCUAAUUAAGAAGCAAGUUGGUCUACUGAAGAAGCUUCAAUUUUGCUGUAAUACGAGUAUCAGAUGUCCCAGUAUUGUUUUUAAAGUCUGUAAUAGAAGUACAUUAUAUCUUCUGCAAAUACCAAAAGCUUACAGUAGCAUUUUUGAAGUGAAUUAAAUGUUUCAAUCCCAGUCUGAGGAGGAAGAGCACUGCACCUACCAGUUUUUGCAGGCUUAGUUCUUAAAAUCAAAAUAUGCAGUCAUUUAAAAUAAUGGAAACUUCCAGGUCAACACACAGGGGCCUUUACGAUUUUAUAUACAGAAUAGGAUCCAAAAUGGGUGUAUAUCCUAUCCAACAGUGUGAGCAAGUUGUGGAUUUGCUGAAGGACUGCUCAGUGUCUCUGACAACUAAAUUAUCCUCAAAUGGUACAUCCCAGUAAUCAAUUAUGUUUGGAUUUUUUAAUUAUGCCAUCAGAAUAAGGACUGGCACUUCAAUUUCUUUGUUUGACAAGAGGUGUUUUUUUCCCUAUCAAGUACAUACUAUAACCUAGUAGGAGUAUGACUUCCAAAUGCAGAAAGGAAUUAGUGAUAAUUAUGACAAUUCCGGAAAUUAGUGACAAGAACUCCCAUACAUUUUUACAACACCACUUGAAAGGACAUGGAAAUGCUGUUUUCUUGCAGUCUGCUUUUGCUGGAACAAUGCUGUUCCAAAGCUUAAUUUACUGCUUUGUAAACAGCUCCUGAAAAGAGGUCAUACAGCUGUCCCCCUUGAAAGCUUUCAGUAUUUGACUGGAAAAAAUCUUAGGCAACCUCACUGGAAUUCAACACUGACCCAGCUUCAAGCAGGACAUUGGACUAGAGAUCUUCCAAGCUUCCUUCCCACCUGAAU
Poecile atricapillus (Black-capped chickadee) is the source of this 2509-nucleotide messenger RNA. It is a transcript of the gene TPK1, whose product is annotated as thiamin pyrophosphokinase 1. Bases 360 to 1148 code for a protein of 262 amino acids. Gene Ontology annotation, biological process: thiamine metabolic process; thiamine diphosphate biosynthetic process. Gene Ontology annotation, molecular function: thiamine binding; ATP binding; thiamine diphosphokinase activity. The transcript has 9 exons. Lineage: Eukaryota; Metazoa; Chordata; Aves; Passeriformes; Paridae. The record is from RefSeq and is a predicted model, not a curated record.